AAUAUAUAUAUAUAUAUAUAUAUAUGUCCACCACUGUUAUUAAUUAAUCCACUAAAGGAUCGCGAUCGAAGAUUUCGUUAUAUUGAUUGAUCAUCAGGUAUGUACUUGUUUUCUUUAAUUUCUCUUCCAAUUAUAUUUUCUUAAUCUAUGCACGUGUAAAUAUAUAUAUGUCUAGUUAUCUCUAUUGUUUAAGACUACUUGCAGUACGUGAUUAAUUACUGUAAUCACAUUUAAAUGCAGAAAUGAGUUUCGUAACACAAGUGAAAUUGCUACUUCAACCAAUUAUCUUCCUAUACAAGUUCUUGUUUGGAAGGAGAAUUUCUGAUACCUCAAACAACAAUAACAGUACCUCUCAUCAACCACCAGAUGUUGCUACUACCUCUAUUGUAUCUUAUGAUUCCGGGGAGUAUUCCGAUCCACUACCCCUCCCGACCGGGGAGUACGAGGUGUUCUUGAGUUUCAGAGGUCCAGACACGCGUCAUCAGCUCACUGAUAUUCUUUAUCGGUUUCUGGUCCAUUUAAAAAUCCGCACAUUUAGGGACGAUGACGAGCUCCGCCAGGGAGAAGGGAUAUGGUCCAACCUCGUUAGGGCUAUUGGGCAAUCCAAAGUUUAUAUACCGAUAUUGUCAGAGACUUACGCUCAUAGCAAAUGGUGCCUUGAAGAACUUGCCGAAAUCGUUGAAUGUCAAAAGCAAAACAAAGGGCACAUAAUACUUCCUAUUUUCUACAUGGUGGAUCCAAGAGAUGUGCGGCAUCAAACAGGACCUUAUCAAAGUGCUUUUCAGGAACAUGAGAAGAAGUUUGAUGCGAAAACCAUACAAGUCUGGAGACAUGCUUUGGUUGGCACGUUAAAAGGAUGGCACGUCAAGAGCAAAGAUGAGUAAGUAAUCUGAUGGCCUCAACUUUCUCUUUUAUACUGUUGAUGCCCUUAACUUGUAGUUUUACCUUAAUUAUUGACAUCAUUCAUAAAAAUGGUUUAAAGGUAGUUUUACUUCCUUUACCAUACCAUUUUGAUUAACAAACAUCGGUAUAUAUAGGAUAAUUUAUAAUGAAAACUUUCAUUUACUAUAUAUGACAUUUAUUUGUUCUUAGUCUCGUUUUGUUUUAAAGAAUAUUCUUAUAUAUAAAGUUGGAGUAGCUUUACUGUUGCCAAAACAAAUUACAAAUUAGUCCUUAUAAUAUUUUACAUUUUGAUACCUCAAAUUUAAUUUUAAUGUAAAAUCAUUGAAUAAUUAUAUGUUUGUAACUAUAUGUUAUGAGAUUUUGGUACCUACAAUUUUUUUAAAUUUACAUAUUGGUACAAUGUCUAGAUUUCGCUUGAAUCCAUGAAUCCAAUCCACCAUAACAAAACAGUAUAAAUUUAGUUUGUAUCAUACAAGAUGUUGUAUCACUCAAUUGUAGGAGAAGAUUCGAUGAUUUUAUAAUUGUUCAUUACGUGAAAUAUUAAAUAAAUGAUAAAAGAGAGACGACUCUAAAUAUUGUAAGAGUGAAUUUAUAAACUCAUUUAGUACAUUUACAGGUACUAAACAAACUUCUACUAACUACAUGUAACAAAAUAUGCGACACCUAUAGGAGUGUGCAACGGUUCGGUUCAGUCCGAACCGGACCUAACUCAUGAGAAUCGCAGUCCAUUAGUGAAAAGACAUCUUAGGACCAAGGACCGGACCAUCAUUGCAUUCUGUCCAUUUGGUUCAAUUAUGUUUGGUCUAGUCCAAAUAUCAGUUCGGUCCAUCAUUGCUUCAGUAAUUGCAAAAUUCAUGUGGAUCAAGGACCGAACCGCAUUAUACUCGGUCCGGUCCUGGACCGAACCAUUGCACACCCCUAGACAUCUAAAUAAGCAAGUGUCAAUAAAUUUUUAUGGUGAAAAAGGUUGAUUGUUGUAUUGACAGGCAACUAAAAGAAUUGGUCAAAACCUAUCCAUCAUCUACUUCCUCUUCGUUUCAUUUUUCACUCGCCUUUCAUAACCCUUUCUUUAUUUCUUUCUUUGCUUUCUUCGUAUAACCCUAAUUAGUAUACUAUUUUUAUGUAUUAUAAUCACAAGUAUGAACGGGUCUUUACACGACUCACCAACAGUCUAGAGAAUUAAUAAUUUAACCAUGAACCACUAUUUUUUUUAGCUCAAUGUCGAGUCCAAGUAAAAAUAAAUAAAUAUGGUUAUUACUUAUUAGAAAAUCAUCAUUUUCCACUAUGAUAUUUGAAGACUUGAAUUCUUAAGCGAGUUCCAGUUUGUAUUCAUUUUGCUUCUCUCUAGACUUUUUCUUUUUUCACCCGGGCUAGAAUUUUCUACAAUUAUACAUGGAAUGUUUGACUAGAUAUCUACACAUAUCAAAUAAAUAGUUUCCAUUUUUCUAUAAAAAAAUUAAAUAAUUUUCAUCAUAAAUACAUCACCAUAAAAGUAAUUAAUCCUCAACUAUGAAAAUUAAAGUUCGGCAUCUAAACUUAAUAGAUAUUUAGAUUUAUAACAUAAAUUUACUUUUUUGUCAUAUAAGUCCUCAAAAUAUUGUUGGAACAUUACAUUUUAGUACAUAAAAAUUUUAUGUAUAACAUUUUGGUACCUAAACUUUUGAAGUUCUAAAAAUAGGUAUAAUUUUUGUAUCUGUAAUUAAAAUACACUCGAAUAAAUGGGUAUCCAUACCCAACUCAUACACAUUUAGAUUAUGGAAGUAAAUAUUCACACCCUACCCAAACCUAUCUACAAACUUCCAAACCCAUAUAUACAUCACUCAUACCCUAGCCAUAAUCAAUGGGUCUAAUUGGG
Molecule: messenger RNA, 2758 nt
Organism: Linum trigynum
Lineage: Eukaryota; Viridiplantae; Streptophyta; Magnoliopsida; Malpighiales; Linaceae
Source: the annotation of a GenBank genome assembly